GAGCGCGUACCAAUGGAAUAUCGUAGCACACAGAUCAUCUUUUAACGCAAGCUUGUAUUUGCAAAAAAAUCCAUUACUUCUUACCAAAGUUCAAAAGUAUCUGACGCUACGAGUAAUUAUUAUUCUCGGGUUUUCCCGUUUCGUUCGAUCAUUUCUACGUGCUUCCCGGCACCUCCACGCACCUCUGCUCUUCUCUCCUUCUUUUAUUGUCGUAUCGCUAUUAAGCCUUGCUCGUUCGUACGUACGAAAAUGGAGUAGUGGAAAUGAAUACGGCGAAAAAGGGGCACGCUAUAAGGAGGAGGAACAAGGAUGAAUAGGCAGUUCGAGGAAAUGGGUCAAUAUAAUCCGAGUUAACGAGCACAUCGGGAUUUCCGCAGAAGGACUUUGAACGCGGACAAACAUUUCUCGUUCGAAUUCGCGCUGUUAAUAAAUAGUUACUCGUUCACGAUAAAAAUAGUUACACGACACGAUACCGGUGUCCUUAAAAAAAUCAGUGCUCGUGAUAUCGUCGGUUGUAUAACGUGAUUUAAAAAUUUUUUUUUAAUUUUUUAAUUUUUUUAUUGAAAUUGAUCCAUUUUGCAUGGAACACACGUAACGUUCGAGUUUCAUUUGUAUUGUGAAGUGUGUUCUUUCGCAAUUUAGGGUGCGCGCGACAGUGUAACAUUAUGCACCGUAGUAGCGCGAGUGCGUGUGAACUUUCAGUGUUUACGAAGUAAUUUUCUCCUUUGGGACAGAAACAAAGUUUUCUCUGUUAAGAAAAUUCUUAAUUCAUGCGGUAUUUCGCCCAGUGAUUUAAACAUCGAAACAAGAGAAGAUAAGAUAGUUCGAAACAUCACGAGAGCAGGACUCUCGAAGUUAUUUACAAUUUACGAUAGGUUAAAAAAUGCAUAGGAUAAAUAAAGCUUCGUUUUGAUAAAUUUUGUGGCUGAAGUGAGUUCUCACAUUCGUGCGUGGUACAUGGUGGAAAUUUUGCGAAUUGAUUCAUUCAUCGUAGUCAUUCGUUCAUUAUUUUAAAAAUGGGCGGUCCGUCGAGACCGCACACUUUUGCCCCUUUUCUCCCUCUCUUCCUUUCUCUUCGCUUUUCCCUUCCUCAUGACGCGGUGUAUGCCAUUUUUGUGAAAUGGAUCGUUAGAGGUAAUUCGUUCGAAGGGGGGCAUUAGUGGCACAGACGCGGAGAGCGAAACGAGAACAAAAAUUAAUAAAGGAAGUGCAGAAAGAGAUCGCGCGCGGUCUUCAGACUGGAUUAAAACGAGGAGAAAGAGAAUAAUAUUAAUGAAAAAUAGCGUAAAGAGAUGCGAGGCUCGGAAAAAAGUGGCCUCCGUGUGAAAUUUAUAUCGAGUUUUUUUUUCUUUCUCCAUUGCUACCGAUCGUAGUUUAUCUUUUAUUCUUGCACAGCGUCGUAUCCGGGGAAAGAAAUUUUUGCAAAAACAAGCUUUUCCUUCCAAGAGAAUGGCACUGACGACGAGGAUAUCCCUUGGGAUUGGAGGUGCUCUCGUUGAACUGCCGGUGGAGAAAGUCGGUUGGGCGAAUCCCCUCGAGUUUCUACUAUCCUGCAUUGGGUAUGCCGUUGGUAUUGGAAAUGUUUGGCGUUUCCCGUAUCUUGUCUACCGUAAUGGCGGAGGGGUUUUUCUAAUACCGUUCGUAAUAAUGCUCCUCACAAUGGGACUGCCGAUAUUUUAUUUGGAGCUGUGCAUGGGCCAGUACACAGGCCUCGGACCUGUCGAAUCUUUUGGCAGAAUGGCACCGGCUUUUCGUGGAGUUGGAUGGUGCACGCUCCUCGUCAUCACUUUCGUCACCAUCUAUUAUAUGAUCAUCGUAGGCUGGACGCUGUUUUACACGUUCGCGUCUUUCUCAUCGCAGCUGCCAUGGGCUUACUGCAAUUACGACUUUAACUCGAAUAAUUGCUACAGCGGGAUCCAGGAUAUGGAAUGUCAGAGAGAAAACAGCACGACGAUCUUCUUCAAUAAAACAUGCUCGUCCAUCGACGAAGUAUGCGCCGGCUUCGGUUACCCCAAUGGCGGCAACGCGACGCAUUGUUACAAUGGUACCAACGACACGCUAGUAGGAGCCCUGUACAAGAGGGCCUUGUCAUCGGAGGAAUAUUUCACCGAUUAUGUUUUGGGGAUACGAGGCGCCACAUGGGAAAAUUAUGGUGGCAUACGAUGGGAACUCUUUGGUUGUGUAACUCUCGGAUGGAUAAUCUGUUACCUUUGCCUGGUGAAGGGCGUGCAAACGGUCGGAAAGAUCGUAUACUUCACAGCUCUCUUUCCAUAUUUUGUCCUGACAGCUCUUCUUAUCCGAGGUGCGACGCUCGAAGGUUCAAUCGAGGGUAUUAAGUGGUUUAUUUAUCCUACCGAUUGGUCGAAGCUUCUCGAAGUUAAUGUUUGGGGAGAUGCGGCCUCUCAAGUAUUUUACUCACUCGGUAUCGGCUGUGGAUCCCUCGUCACUCUUUCUAGCUUUAGUAACUUCACGAACAAUUGUCACAGGGAUGCUGUAUUCGUCACCCUUACAAAUCUCUUUACGUCAAUUUUCGCGGGUAUCGUUGUAUUCUCGAUAUUGGGUUACCUGGGACAGCAGUUACAUUUGCCGAUUCAGAACAUCACUGAGAGUGGUGCGAGCCUGACAUUUAUCGCAUAUCCCGAGGCGGUUGUGAGGAUGCCAGUGGCGAAUUUGUGGGCUGUUCUCUUCUUUUUCAUGCUCUUUAUACUGGGUAUCGGUAGUCAGUUCGCAGGUGUGCAAGCUAUAAGCACGGCAAUACUGGACAUUUGGCCGAAUUUGCGAAAGCGCGAGAGUCUCGUAAUACUCGGUAUAUGCGUUGUAUGCUGGUUACUCGGGCUUCCAAUGGUCUGCAACGGUGGUAUCUACCUUUACACACUGAUGGACUGGAACACCGCCUCAUGGGCGAUACUAUUGAUCGGUUUCGUCGAGGUUGCACUGCCAGCCUGGUGCUACGGAUGCAACAAAUUUCUCGGCAACAUUGCGGAAAUGCAAAUGUCAUUUGGGCGUAUACUCCACGGCUACUGGAAGUUCAGCUGGAUCGUGCUGGCGCCCCUCACCGCAUUGGGAGUCUUUGGAUAUCAGAUGACUACCUUCGAGCUCGCGUACUACGGACAUUACAAAUUUCCUCUUUGGGCCCAUUGGAUCGGAAUAUUGAUCGGAUUGACGACUCUCGCACCGCUGCCUAUUUUCUUUGUCUACGAAAUAUGGAAGGGACCGCGAGAUCGCAGCUUGUUCCGUCCAACGAAGAGUUGGGGCCCAGCCGAGAGGUGUCUCGAAAAGCCGGCUGAUCCGAGCAACGACGAAAAAACUAGUGUAAACGGCACGAUUUUUUGUACUGAACUUUGAAAUUUAGGCAGCUACGGUUAUACAUUGCGUGCCAUUUGGAGGUGUGCACCGUUUUUUCUUAUUUGCUUUAACGCGGCGCACAUGUCCCUCCGGGUAACGUAGUAGGUACCUACGGAAAAGUACCACUUCUUAUUAUAGUAUUCACAGCUCACGUAACCCUGCCCAUUUGGCUGCUCUACAAUUCAGCCUCUAAAUUGUGGCCACUUAUUUAACUGAGACGUAUAAUUAAGCGAGACCGAGAUUACCCAUUUAUUUGGUUAUUCCCGCUGGCACGCUUGAGACUUGGAGAUCCAUUUCUUUUUAUGGUGCUGCAGUGCUGUUUAACGCAUUUGAUUAUUUUUCGAAAGACACGAGAAAAUUUUAUCCUCAUUUUUAAUCCAUAAGAUCGAUGUUGUUUAAAGAUAUACUCCCAUCGAAUUUACGAUAUCGAAUCGUCAAUUUAUACGUCACUUUUGUCGAUAUUAUUUAAGCCAGUUCGUGUUGGUUGUUCACUCGCGUGUCCGAUGUACAGUUUCGUUGGUAAUUUUCUGUGAAAAAUUCUUUAUCGGCUGUUCACAUUUUUAGUAUUACAAAUAUGCAUUAUUCGGGAUCGCGAUUAAUGCCGACGGCGAUAUUUCAUUUUAAAUUUAUAUGUAUUGUUUGAAUGAUUUUCACUUUCAACUCAAACGAAAAAUGUCAAUAAAAAAAUAACUCACAGUUUCGUAUUCCAAAGUAUCGAUACUCGUCGACCUGUCAAAUUCUUUUCAAUUCCAUUUCCGUGCGAUCAUUUUUUCGUAACAUUCAAAAAUACAUUACAAAUCUUGAAACAAUAUAUAUUAACAAAUUUCGCACUAUACCAUUCGUGGUUGUUUCCCGAUCGUCUGCUUCUUACACUACUCGUUUUUUCUCACUCGUUUUUUCUUCCUUUUUUGUGUAAAUAUUGUAAGUAGUGUUGUACAUUUUUUUUCUCUCGUUUUUUUUCCAUCUCUACAUAUCGUUUUUUAUCAUAAUGAUCUGCUUAUUUAUGGGAAAUACGCGGUAAACAGGAUAUCCGAAUACUUAACCGCUGAGGCGGGCAUUUUUCGACUAUCCUAUUUCCUAUUAUUUUUAUCUCGUUUUCUUGAAUUUUUCCUCGUCAAUAUUUCCUACCUCGUUGUAAAUCGAUGCGGGGCAGAAUAACCUUCCCCGAGAGCGUAUAUGCACCACCACCGAAUUAUUAUCCACUCGCCUCUUUCAUGCAUUUUUAUAACUUGAUUGUGUACAGGAUAUUUCACCGCGGAGGUAGUAAACUAUUUGAUUGCCCAGUCUCCCAAUUCCAUAUUGUUAUUUUCAUUUGAUGUACACUUUUGAAGUACACCACAAUUCGGUGUAUGUGUUGUGAAAGAUGUGAUAAUAGUGGAUCGUAGGACAAAAAAUGUCAUCCCUGUUUCCGACAGUUUCGAAUUAUAUUGGCAAUUUCAGUGGAAAUUAUAUGUGUAAACGGUGAA
Molecule: messenger RNA, 4811 nt
Organism: Venturia canescens
Lineage: Eukaryota; Metazoa; Arthropoda; Insecta; Hymenoptera; Ichneumonidae
Product: sodium- and chloride-dependent GABA transporter 2-like
Exons: 10
Coding region: 1450-3345 (631 amino acids)
Biological process (GO): sodium ion transmembrane transport
Cellular component (GO): plasma membrane
Source: RefSeq, a predicted model, not a curated record